AUGAUCGCUUCGGUGAUACAUCUGGACGCUGGGGCGCUGCCUGGCCCCCGCCUCGCAGAGCUCUGCUCCGGCGCGGCACUGCUGGCCUGCAGGCUGCAGCAACAGGGAGUUCAGGCCACUCUUCUGCUGCAAUGCAGUGCGGCCGCCGAUGCCGCGGCCUGCUUUGCGGCGGCGCAGCUGGCGCUGGAGCGUACAGCAGCAGCCCCAUCUGAUAUCGUGUUUGUCAGCGUGUCAGACAGCAGCGCCGCGGCCAGCCAGGCAGCGGCAUUGGGGUGCGCCGCUGUGGAGCACCUGCCUGCACGCGCCGCCACUCCUGCGCAGGUGCAGGCCUGGGGGCUGCAGGCUGUGGCCUGCCACGCAGCCCGCCGGCACGCGCCGCCGCCGCUGAUGGUUGGGUAUGUGAUGAAGGAGUCUCGCCAGCUGGCGCUCAGCGCGCAGGGCAUGCUGCCGCUGCUGGCACCCCCGCCUGCGGCGGCGCCGGCUGGAGCACCUGGAGGACCCUCAUCACCAUCAUCAGCAGCAGCAGCAGCACCAGCAGCAGGGGCCAGGGCAAUGUGCUUCAUGCCGCUGGACCUGGGCAGCAUCCUGUCGCACCAGCUGCGCCGCUGCCACAUCGUGCUGCAGAAGCUCACAGACUGCCUGCAGCCCGGCGGCGGCGGCGGCGGCGGCGGCGGCGGCAGCAGCGCCGUGGCGCCGUUCACGCCUGAAGCCGCCGCUCUGCUGGCGGCCCUGGACCAGCAGCAGCAGCCGCCGCAGCAGCAGCAGCAUGGGGCGUCGCCUGCCGCAGCAGCAGGCGAGGGCAACGCGGGCGCUGGAGCAGUGGCGGCGGCGGUGCCGGUGUGCCUGGUGGACCCUGCCACCACCCUGCAGCCCAUCAUGGACCGAGCCGAGCUGGUGCGGCACCUGCAGGCCACUGCGCUGGCUGUGCGCCAGCAGGCCAUCCCGAUGCGCGCCCCCGCCUCGCUGCUGCUGCGCGCGUACGACCCCGCCGCCACGCCGCGCCAGCUGGCAGCCGCCGGCGUCGCGCUGCCCUGCAUCCUCAAGCCGCAGGCCGCGUGCGGCGUGGCCGAGGCUCACCAAAUGGCCUUCAUCCUGCACGGCUCUGGGUUUGCUGAGCUGGAGGUGCCGCUGCCGGCGCUGGCACAGGAGUAUGUGGACCAUGGCGGUACCGUAUGGAAAGUGUACGUGGCGGGGCGGCAGCGCCUGCUGGCUGAUGCCUGGGGGCAGCAGGUGUUCUGGACGCAGCGCAAGUCGACGCCCGACCUGGCGCCGCUGGCCGCCCAGCUGGCUGCUGAUGCCGAUGCCGACAUCCCGGCCAGCAUCGGCUUUGACAGCCUCAAGUCGCUGCCCACCACGCUGCCCUGGCUGCGGCACACGCAGAAGCCGCAGGCGCCUGCACAGCACGAGCAGCAGCAGGCACAGCAGGCGCAGGCCGAGGCGGAUGGUGUGGCAGCCGGCAGCGGCGGAGGCAGCGUGGCCGGCCGGGAGCUCAUGCGGCAGCCGACGUUUGAGGCGGUGGCCGCGGCGCUGCGGCAGCGGCUGGGCCUCACCCUGUUUGGGUUUGACCUGGUGUUUGACCGAGCAGCAGGCGAGCUGGUGAUUGUGGAUGUCAACUACUUCCCCUCCUUCAAGGGCAUCCCAGAGGCACCCGCAGCGCUCCAAGGGGCGCUGUGGGAGCGUUAUGCGGCGCACCUGGCAGCGGCGGCGGCGGCCAAGCAGUAG
Chlorella variabilis is the source of this 1722-nucleotide messenger RNA. RefSeq lists its product as hypothetical. The coding region runs from base 1 to 1722 and encodes 573 amino acids. Gene Ontology annotation, cellular component: cytoplasm. Gene Ontology annotation, biological process: inositol trisphosphate metabolic process. The transcript is spliced from 7 exons. The record is from RefSeq and is a predicted model, not a curated record. NCBI's taxonomy places the organism in Eukaryota, Viridiplantae, Chlorophyta, Trebouxiophyceae, Chlorellales, Chlorellaceae. Gene Ontology annotation, molecular function: inositol-1,3,4-trisphosphate 5-kinase activity; inositol-1,3,4-trisphosphate 6-kinase activity; ATP binding.